AUGUCCUCCGGAGGCGCUCCAGAGGGCCACGAGCUGAUGAUCACCUACAGCUUGGACAUAUCGAAUCUCGCGCUGGGCUCAUUCAGCGCAUUGACACUACACCGUCCGACAUUCCCAGCUUCCCCGCUUCACGCGUGGCAGCGUUUUCAGCCUCGCGAAUACGAUCAGCUGCCAACAUCCGUGCAUCUUGCUGAUGGGGAACGACGCGAAGAGCAGCAUGCGCAGCAAUCGCUUCUGACAGAAGGAUACGCCCCUGUUGACAACAUCCCGACAGAGCUGCUGGUCCACGUGUUCCUCCUCGUCCGCGAUUCUACUACGACGCUCUCCUGGAUCAGCCUCACGCACGUCUGUCGACACUGGCGAAACGUCGCGCUAGGGACUCCUCUGCUGUGGGCAUCUAUCCCAGUGGGAAGAAGGCCUUCCUUCUUGCGCGCCUGUCUCGCGCGCUCGAGCGAUGUUCUGGUCGAUGUUAUCUUUCGCCAUUCACUCAGUCACAUCGACCGCCUGCUUGGCGAUCUACGUUCACACGCAGGUCGCGUACGAAUGCUGAAAGUCCUUCUACUUUCCAAUGACGCAGCAGAGCAACUGCUUCAGGACGUCGUUGCUCCGGCGCUUCGACUCGAGGACCUCUCUUUCCAGAGACAGACCCCAUCCCUUAACUCCACCAUCCCUCCGCUCGCACUCCCUGACCGUGACUGGUCUAGUCUUCGGAGACUGCAACUCAAAGGUAUCGCUCUACCCAAGCACGCGUCGCCCUUGAUGAGCCUCACCUCUUUGGUCUUGUCCAACGUAAUUGCCGGAGCGCGCGUAGCACUGGAAGAACUGCUGGACAAGUUGGGCAAUUGUCCACGCCUCGAGCAUCUCUCAAUAUCUGACAGUUGCCCGUCCGCACUGAAGGGCGACGACAACAAGGGUUCCACAAGGACACAUACGAUUCCCCUACAAACGCUUCAGACGCUGAAGCUGUCGAUGCAUGCUUCUGUCGCGUCCGAGAUACUCGCAUCCAUUUCUGUGCCCGCCCACACAGUCACCGAUAUCAAAUGUGUCUUGGAUCCGCGCCAACAUCCAUAA
Messenger RNA from Fomitopsis serialis, 1071 nucleotides. RefSeq lists its product as uncharacterized. NCBI's taxonomy places the organism in Eukaryota, Fungi, Basidiomycota, Agaricomycetes, Polyporales, Fomitopsidaceae. Bases 1 to 1071 code for a protein of 356 amino acids. Gene Ontology annotation, molecular function: protein binding. The transcript is spliced from 2 exons. The record is from RefSeq and is a predicted model, not a curated record.